This is a messenger RNA of Ramularia collo-cygni, 333 nucleotides long. RefSeq names its product probable Yippee zinc-binding protein Moh1. The record is from RefSeq and is a predicted model, not a curated record. Lineage: Eukaryota; Fungi; Ascomycota; Dothideomycetes; Mycosphaerellales; Mycosphaerellaceae. The transcript is spliced from 2 exons. Gene Ontology annotation, cellular component: ubiquitin ligase complex. The coding region runs from base 1 to 333 and encodes 110 amino acids.
AUGGGUCUCGCCUACAACAUCUACCUCGAUGUGCCCAAAAUCUACGGCUGCAAAAACUGCAAAACUCAUCUAGCAGACCACGAUGAGAUUGUCAGCCGCAACUUCCGCGGCCAACACGGCAAAGCCUACCUCUUCAGCACAGUAGUCAACACCCUCGCCUCGGACCCUACAGAACGCAAUAUGACGACAGGUCGGCACGUCGUCCGCGACAUCUGUUGCCGGCAAUGUAAGGAAGUCGUGGGUUGGAAAUACGAUCGCGCGUAUGAGAGUACGGAGAAAUAUAAGGAGGGAAAGUAUAUCUUGGAGGAAGGUUUGAUUUGCAGUGUCAAUUGA